Molecule: messenger RNA, 2609 nt
Organism: Purpureocillium takamizusanense
Lineage: Eukaryota; Fungi; Ascomycota; Sordariomycetes; Hypocreales; Ophiocordycipitaceae
Exons: 3
Coding region: 107-2482 (791 amino acids)
Molecular function (GO): protein binding
Source: RefSeq, a predicted model, not a curated record
GCUCCAGCUUCUUCAACAAGCGCUCGACAGACGACUAUCAGGCCCACGACGCGAGACAUGCCGAAUCCAAAUAUGCUUCCAUUCCCCGUAUAAGAGAGUCAUCACCAUGAGGGCAAGCCUGGCCCGCCAUGGUCGACGGCUCCUCGUCUUCCGCGCGAUUGCGCCGUCCUGCGCCGCCUUCGCAGCCCCAGCCCGCCGAAGAACAAUCACGCGGCCGAUAGCCCGACGGACGUUCGAGCGGACCUUCUUCAACGCCUUGUUCCAAAAACCGCCGCGCGAGGUGCGGCAACCCGAGUACGAGCCGGGAUGGAUGCACAUUAUGGUCUGGAGGAGUCGCAUGCUCGACAACCUGCGCCCGCCGCCUCGCAGAGAGCUGAUUGACGCAUGGAAGAAGCUCAUGCAGUCGAAGCUCAAAAGGAGGAUUCCUCUGAACAGCACCCAAGCCCUGCAGUGCCGCCGCUUGCUAGAAUACCUCACCGAGCCCGCGAAUCCCGACCAGCAGACCAAACCUUUGUCUUCGUCCGAUCUCUCCAUGGCGCGUCAGGUGCUGCUUGAUAUUGAGCCUCAAGAAAGGAGCAAGAACCAUGCCGAUUUGGCAAGGGCCUUGCAUUCUGUGUGGGUCGCUGGCAGCUUCAUAGGCAAACCUCGCGCCCCAGAGGUGCAAUGGAGCUACCUCGCCCAAUCCCUUUCCCGCUAUGGCGAGGCCCAAGAAGCCGCGCGGCUGAUCUACUCAAAAUGGGACGAGCCCGGGUAUCAAGAUUACCUGCUCAAAGACGGCAAGCUCAUCGAGGCUGUAGCCUACGGGUUGGCAAGGGAAGGCAGGGAACAGGAACUGCUUGAACUGAUCGAGUAUGCCGAGAAGCAUGGUCUAGCUUACAACGCGGGCCUGCAGGCUAUCAUGGUCACAUUCUACGCCGACCAAGACCGGAUACCCGAGACGAAGCAAUGGCUUGCCAAACCAAUCGCCCAGAGUCAAAGUCGGGUAGAAGUAUAUCAGUCUGUUGCCUCGUUUGCCAAGCGCAACGGGCUGCAAGAUUGGGCGAUGCCGAUAUUUCUUGAACUGGGGCAGUCGCUGCCGAAGAAAAAAUAUUGGGACGUGCUCCUCCAGGCAAUCCUGCUCGUCGGCAGGGGCCUUCAAGAGGUGGAGGCAAUGAUGGCGCACAUGGUAGAUCGCAACGGAAAGCUGUCACCGGACAUCGGGACGCUCAACGGCCUCCUGAGAAUUGCGGUCGAAGCCGAGGAUGCGACGUUGGCUGAUGAGAUACUGGCACUGGGCGCUGAAAAGGGGGUCGCCCCCAACGGAGAGACGUAUCUCAUCAUGCUCCGGAUGAGGCUUGCCGCAGACAACCUGUCCGGAGCACGGGCUGCGCAUGAACAAGUUCGCCAUUUGGAGCCUUGGACCAACGAUUCGAAGCCGGAGCUCUUUGACGAAUACCGGGAACUCGUCAACAAGUUCCUCACCCUGCUCGCGCGUCAAUCCUCGCCAGACUUCAAGCUCAUACUUUCCCUACUGGACGGAGUUGAGGAGGUGCAGGUCCUUCUGGACCCGGAGACAGUAGCCACACUCUGCGUGCGGUUUCUUGAAAAUGAUCAGCACUUUGAUGCCAUGGACCUCCUCGCAGUACACUCGUUUUUGUACAGCGAAGCUCAGCGAGAGGUAGUCCAGAACGCCUUCAUAUCGUUCUGCCUCGACUCGGGAACCAGCACGUCUCGGGCCUGGAGUGGAUAUCAGAUCCUUCAGCAGUUCUUCCAAGACACGAGCUUCGAGCGCCGCACAAAGCUUAUGGAAGCCUUCUUCGAGCGCAAACGCCCCGACAUGGCGUCCCAUGUGUUUGGCCACAUGCGCCAACAUCGAAACAAAGACUACCACCCGAGGCUUGAGACGUACAUCACGUGUCUGGAGGGGUUCGCGCGGUACCCUGACGCCGAGGGCCUGGCCAUGGUGCACAACAUGCUUAAGAUGGACACCACGGUGCAGCCAAACACAAAGCUCUACACUGCCAUGAUGCUGGCGUACACGGCAAGCGACCAGCCGCUGACGGCCCUGGACUUUUGGAACGAAGUCACGCAGUCCCUCGAAGGUCCAUCGUAUGCCACCCUCGAAGCCGUCUUCUGGACACUGGAGAAGAAGCCCGGCGGAGACAGGAAGGCUCGCGAGAUUUGGGAGCGGAUAGAGAGAAUGGACCUGGAGGUGCCGCCGGCGGUGUACAACGCGUAUAUCGGCGCCGUGGCGGGGAGCGGUAACGAAAAGGAGGUGCGCGGCCUCAUCAUGAAAAUGGCGUCCUUUGUCGGGACCGAACCGGACGCAAUGACGCUGGCCGUGGCACACAACGCACUCCCCGGACAGGAGCUUCAGAGCAACUUUCGGGAGUGGGCUCAAAAAAAGUACCGCAACGCGUGGGCGGAUCUGGAUAAAUAUGGCCGGCGGUCGAACGAGUUCUCGCUGUGUCAGAUUAAGAUCAAUCGGGUCAUGAAGGCCUGACGUGUACAAGAGGGACUUGAUGUCUGUUUGUAUCUAUACAUGAAAGGGCUAUUGUACAUAUAUGGAGACACGGGCCACGCCAAUGGCAAGAUCUUGGACGUCGGGGCUAUUUGUCCCUGUUCGGCAC